Molecule: messenger RNA, 669 nt
Organism: Symphalangus syndactylus (siamang)
Lineage: Eukaryota; Metazoa; Chordata; Mammalia; Primates; Hylobatidae
Gene: NDUFB6
Product: NADH:ubiquinone oxidoreductase subunit B6
Biological process (GO): mitochondrial electron transport, NADH to ubiquinone; mitochondrial ATP synthesis coupled electron transport
Cellular component (GO): respiratory chain complex I
Source: RefSeq, a predicted model, not a curated record
GCGAGGAAUCUGGGGCCCCUGCAGAGGCAGGACCAGGAUGUGACGUAAUAACCGCGCGCGGCGCCCGGAGCUUGGCGUUCCCGCAAGGUCGCUUUGCAGAGCGGGAGCGCGCUUAAGUAACUAGUCCGUAGUUCGAGGGUGCGCCGUGUCCUUUUGCGUUGGUACCAGCGGCGACAUGACGGGGUACACUCCGGAUGAGAAACUGCGGCUGCAGCAGCUGCGAGAGCUGAGAAGGCGAUGGCUGAAGGACCAGGAGCUGAGCCCUCGGGAGCCGGUGCUGCCCCCACAGAGGAUGGGGCCUAUGGAGAAAUUCUGGAAUAAAUUUUUGGAGAAUAAAUCCCCUUGGAGGAAAAUGGUCCAUGGGGUAUACCAAAAGAGUAUCUUUGUUUUCACUCAUAUACUUGUACCUGCCUGGAUUAUUCAUUAUUACAUGAAGUAUCAUGUGUCUGAAAAACCAUAUGGCAUAGUUGAGAGGAAGCCCAGAAUAUUCCCUGGUGAUAUAAUUCUGGAGACUGGAGAAGUAAUUCCACCAAUGAAAGAAUUUCCCGAUCAACAUCAUUAAAGAUUAUGUAAAAACUUAAAAGGCUUAUGAGCCUAAGUUUGUUCCUGUAUUACCAUAUUUACUGAAUUUUCUGGAAAAGUAACUUUAAUAAAGUUUAAUCUCAGAAA